GCUGUGCGACAGACACCCCUUUCCUGCUUUGCACGCGGCGCGGGGCCGAGCCCCGGGGGCGCUGUGCUGCCGCCUCCUGGUGUCGGUUUACUGUGCGAACCGUGCCGCUCCGGUGCCCUCACUCCCCGACUUUUGUUCUGGGAGGCCCUGGCCGGGUGCCGAGAGGGGCGCUGUGUCGAUUGCGACCCUUCCCCCAAAAGCAGCGUCCGUGCUAAAGGAGUUGAUAGGAAGAACCACUAAAAGAUGGUGAGCUGCAAUUGGGAACCUAUAGGCAAAGUACUGAUUCGGAUGAAUGUGAUUUGGAGAAAUUCUGUUUCCUGUCUAAGGAUAAGAAAUGUGCCACAUAGAUACCAAAGUGGUAAUCACCCAGUGGUCCCUCUGGGAUCAAGGAUUUUAACUGACCCAGCCAAAGUUUUUGAACAUAACAUGUGGGAUCACAUGCAAUGGUCUGAAGAAGAAAAAGCAGCAGCCAGAAAAAAAGUAGAGGAAAACUCAGCUGUGCGAGUCCUUCUGGAAGAACAAGCCACCGAGUUCCCCUUCCUAGAGGCAGCUGGUAUUACUGAUUAUGUGAUUUUCCUUCCAGAAGUAUUCUGCACAUAUACAAUUAAGUAUGAGGAUGAAGCUAGUAAAUAUUGGGACACAUUUUAUAAGAUUCAUAAGAAUAAGUUUUUCAAGGAUCGUAACUGGCUGUUGAGGGAAUUUCCUGAAAUUAUUCCAGUUGAUCAGAAAACUGAACAGAAGUUGCGAGAAUUAUCCUGGGAUCAUGCAAAAACUAGUGCUGCAGAUGGUUUCUCAAGAAUGCACCGCCCUACCAUGCCUCAAGAAAAAAAUCAUGAGGAAAGGUGUGGUUCCUCAGAUAGUCAAAGCAAAGCAGCAUUGCAUUUUUCCAACCUAGACUCUAAAGAACACAGAAAAGGACCUCUGAAGACAGAAUUGUUUCCUGGUAGCAACGCCACUUUCAGAAUCCUAGAGGUUGGCUGUGGAGCUGGAAAUAGUGUUUUUCCAAUUUUGAACACUUUACAGAAUGCUCCAGAGUCCUUUCUUUACUGUUGUGAUUUUGCUUCUGGAGCUGUGGAGCUCGUAAAGUUGCACUCGUCCUACAGAGCAGCCCAGUGUUGUGCCUUUGUUCAUGACGUCUGUGAUGAGGGCUUACCCUACCCUUUUCCAGAUGGGAUCCUGGACGUCAUUCUCCUUGUCUUUGUGCUCUCUUCCAUUCAUCCUGACAGGAUGCAAGGUGUUGUAAACCGACUGUCCAACUUACUGAAACCCGGAGGAAUGCUAUUAUUUCGGGACUAUGGAAGAUAUGAUAAGACUCAGCUUCGUUUUAAAAAGGGGCAUUGCUUAUCUGAAAAUUUUUAUGUUCGAGGAGAUGGUACCAGAGCAUAUUUCUUUACAAAAGGGGAAGUCCACAAUAUGUUCUGCAAGGCUGGGUUAGACGAGAAGCAAAAUCUGGUUGAUCGUCGCUUACAAGUGAAUAGGAAAAAACAAGUAAAAAUGCAACGAGUGUGGGUUCAAGGCAAAUUCCAGAAACCAUUACACUUGACUCAAAAAACCUCCAAAUUGGUAUUUUCACUCCUUUCUCAUGGCUGAAGUAUGUACCAUGUUAAGGUACAAAUCAGAAGACUACACCGUACAAAGACUUCUAUAGAUCUUUCAUUUUUGAAAGGACCAUCAGAAGGAAAGAGAAUUUGUAUAUCCUGCUGUUUAUCAUGGGUAAGCGCUUUUGUUUAAGCACUCGUAAAUGAUUUGGAAGAGUGUACCAUAUUCUGUGUUUUCAAAACUUAAUAUGCACAAGCUUGUUUGGGUUUAUUAUGUCUAACCAUUUUAUUUGUUCUGUGAAUUUUAUAAGCAUUUGACUAAAUUACUGAUAUCAGUCAGAUGAUUCUGAGAAACCAUGCCCUGCCAUUUUUUAGAAGUGUAAAAAAAAUUUGUUUAUGCAUUAGUCUGACACAGUUAAACUCUCUUCCUCUCUUAUCUGAUUAGCAGAGAGGCAGCACUCCUUGUUUCCCUGGCAAGUCACAAGACCUAGGUGAAUUUUUUGUUUUGUUGUUGUCUGUUUUUGCCAAAACUUUUUUUUUUUUAAUUCAGAGACUAAUGUCUGAAAUAGAAUUUUAGUUUCUCUUUCCUUUCCUAAAAUUGGGGAAGUAUGACCCAUGCUAGCAUUAUUUUCAGGCUUUUCUUAGGUGUACAAGUUGUUGUAAGCUCUCUUUAGACAACUGUUAUACCCAAAAAAAUUCUUAAAUUGUAGCAAUUGAAAAUUUAUUUACCACCUUACCAAAAAAGGAUAUAAGUUGGCUUGCAAAUUGGGCUUUGUAAAAAUGGAGUUUCUAAGAUUGGUUUUUCAUUUGUUACACAACAUAUAUUGAGUACUUACAUUAUGCUAAAUUACAUGGACUAAUAAAUACAGAUCCAGUCCUGUCUUCAGAAAGCAUAGAUAGGAUCUGGCUGGCAAAGCAAAACGUGUACAUCCCAAGCCUCUAAAUCACGAUCUCAGAUAAUAUAUAAACAGGUACUCAAAUAGGGAACUUAUCAGCUAGCAGACUUUGUUAUGAGCCACAGAGAUCUAGAAGAAAUGGAUAAUCUCUUAAAGGACCACCAUUGGAAAAAUUCAGUUGCCACUAUUUUUCCUUUUUGAAAUCACUUAAAAUUUAGUUUUUCUGGAAGAAUGUGAUUGGUCCAACUUGGGUCAUGGAUUCAUCUCUUGACAGUUUGGGGCAGGGCAGUUUCAUUGAUGGUGCCACCUGAAUUUAUGGAGUGGAGGAAAGUUCCUCAAAGGAAAAUGAAGACACUAUUGUCAAAAAAAAAAAGAGGAGGGAUGCUGCCGGGUCACAAACAGCGUGUCACAUAGUAGUGGUAGCAGCAGCAAUAGCGGUUCCAAAGAGCGAGAAAGAUUAGCUGCUGGGAAGGAAGCGGGAAGCAUCAGGGUUCUGGGGGGUGGUGGGUGUCAGGUUAGUCCUUGAACAUAUGCUCUCCAAAGAUGGAGAUAAGACAAGUGUGUUUGGUCUGAGCCAUUCCUGAUGAGGAAUCAUGGAGAAAAGAUGGGGGUGGGGAGUCAGCUUCUAGACAGCCUUGAAUAGAGGGCACAUUGGGUUCUAGUCUCUAGUCUGGAGCAAUCUGAGGUUUGUUUGUUUCUGUUUUAUCAUACCCAUGGCAUAUUAUAAAUAUAUGUAGAGAGAUUGAGGCAUCCUAUAUGGAAUGGAAUGCAGUGAGGUCAGAUAUCAGAGCAAGGAAGACCACAUAAAGGUUUUUUGCAUACACUUGCCUUGGUAGCAAUUCCUCAGAAGUACGAUAUCAAGGUGUCUGUUUAAACAUGGCAUCAGUCAAUAAAUGCAGAAGUUAAAAUGUGCCAGAGACUCUUGUCUCUGUUGUAUUUCGUAAUUAAAGUGUACAUUUAAAAGCCAAACUAGUUGUGAAACUAUUACAUACAACAAGGGCAGAUAGGUAAGUUAAUGUUGCUAUGGGAACCCCAGCAGAUCUUCUUGUGUCUCAAUUUAAAAAUCAUGGCCUAAGGUGGUUUUAAAAACAACAGAAGGUAAAAUCAUUCUCGCAUUCUCACACAUGUAAAUUGUACUCUCUCUCUUUCAGUCCCAAGUAGCAGAUUCAAGCCAGGCUUUUGACUGGCACAGUAAAAUUCAGCUUUGUGUCUUUCUAUAACGUAUUAUAGCAUGUAGUUAACCUUUAGAAACUUCAAAAAUACAUCAACCAAAUUUGGACUGUGAGACACAAACUGGGCUCUUUUGGGCUCUGUCUUGCAUAGACCUCCUGUGCCACAUGGCUGCUCCGUAGGGCCAUGUCUACCAGUGUCUUCUCCUUGUCUGGUCAGUCUUUCUCUUGCUUAGCCCACUUAAAUCAGCCCCCUACUUAAAGUUUGCUGCUAGACAAAAUGCAGAUUAUUGGCAGAGGCGGGAAAAAAGAGAGAAAGACCUGAUUUGGAAUAUUGCCUAUAGAUACUAAAAAAUCAUGAAGCAUUGCAAAUGUAUCUGCUUGGGUAUUAGUUUAAAAUAUUUGAUAGCUGCAUGAAAUUCUAAUUUUUUCCUUAUGAACAUAAAGCUAGGACCAGUUAGGCAGAGUUUGAGAUUUAAAACUUCAUCUUCUGAGGGAGCUGAAUUUCAAAAGGACCAUUUUCUUUCUAGCAGAAAAAGAUGUUCUUUCCUCUUCUUACGAUACAGAAACAAUGAAAUAUUCUAUAUUAAAAACGCACCGUCCAUUUUUCUCUACUUCUAAAAAUUCACUUUUGAGCAUUUUCCAGAUGUAAAGCUCUCACACAUGAAGAACUGUUUCAGAAGUUUUUAAGAAAGUCAAGGUAACAGUUUCUAUUACUAAAAGUUUUGCAUUCAGUAUGACACAUUUAUCGUAUUGGAACACCCGGUUAAUGCUGACUUCUGAGAAAUUAUUUGCUUUGCUUGACUCAGUUCCAUAUGCUUUGUCUCUAAAAUACGAACACAUCGAGGUUUCUACCAUUCUGGAGUCUAAAUAAUUACUGUACUCUAGUUUGUAUGUGAAAACUGACCCAUAUUUAGACUGCUAAACUUCAGGUAAAUUAAAUUCUUGCCCCCAGAGUCCUAUGCUGUAUUCCUAUCAUUUUCCAGUUCCUCAAAGCCAAGUUCUGAAGCCUGAAUAUAUCACUCCUUGUUACUUCUAAUUGGUUUUAAUGUCUAUUAUGCUCCUCACAAGUGCAGAUAACUUCACAUUUGCAUCACUAAUAGACCUCUUUCAGAACCUCUGCUGCUCCUGCUUUCUGCCUCUAUCAGUCAUCAGCAGACGGCAAGUUGGCGUGGGUAUUCCCCACCCCCCCACUUGUGAAAGUGUUGUAAAUUCUAAAGCACUGAAUAUAUGUGAAGUAUUGUUAUUAAUACCAACAUUUACAGUCUACAAGGCAGCAUACAGAGUACUCCUGCAACAGAAACUUUUUCAGUGGUUUUAUGAGACCUUGUGAGAAAGACAGUAAGGUGCGGUGGAAAAGUAUUACCUGAGUCAAUCAGAAAGAUAGGUCUUGGUUCCUCUUGAACCACUUAGCUACUCUUAAUUUAGCAACCAGUGCUGAGUCUUUUAUAUACCAUAUUUUAUAUAUUACAUUAUUACUUCAUGUAAUCUUCAUACUCCUAUGAAUUCAUUUCUGUUCUGACCACUUAAUAGAUAAGACUGGGGCUCUGAGAUUUGGGGUAACUUGCCCAGGAUGUCACCACCAAUCCGUGGCAGAGCCACAGUUUGGACCCACAACUGUCGGAUUCCAAAACCUGUAGUCUCAUCAGCGCACUUUUAAUCGAUAGCUUGCAUGCUGCUGGGAAAGCUGCUGGAGAAGAAAGAGAGCUCCUGAAUCAAGCGGAGAAUUACAGCAAUGGGUAGGAGUCUGGAUGAGACAAUCUGCAAGGUGACAGCUCAUUCUAGAUCCAGUGAUUCUAUGAAAUAAGUACAUUGCACUGGUCCACAGUUACAAACUAGGAAGGAAAAGAAGGAAAGGAACCGAGGGGAAUGACAAAGCAAAAGCUUUCAAUCAGUUCUUUUCAGCAUUCUGCGUAUGUUUACUUCUGCUCCCGCCCCACCCCCUUCAGGCUUCCACUUGGCUCCCCUCCGAGGGAGAGAGCCUGAGAACCCAUCGCCUGCACACGCCUCACUUACAGGGGGAGAAAAAAAGCAGUCUGAAAAAGCCCUUAAAAUGUCUUCCAAGGGAUUUAGCUUUAGUAUAAUCUAAAAUAUGUGAAUUCAAGGAUUGUCAGUAAUAAAAUAUGAGUAAAAACAUCUUUAUUUUAAAACAUUGUAUGUACAUUAAUGCCACAUUAAUGCCAAUUCAAGCAUAAAAUGUUGAGCAUUUCUUGGAAUAUGGUUUGGGAUUUGAGAGGCACAAAGGUACCUGCAAGAUGACUUUGGUGUUGUUAUAAAUAUAAAUAGAAGUAAAAUAACA
Ailuropoda melanoleuca (giant panda) is the source of this 5902-nucleotide messenger RNA. It is a transcript of the gene METTL8, whose product is annotated as methyltransferase 8, tRNA N3-cytidine. Gene Ontology annotation, molecular function: tRNA (cytidine-N3)-methyltransferase activity. The record is from RefSeq and is a predicted model, not a curated record. Lineage: Eukaryota; Metazoa; Chordata; Mammalia; Carnivora; Ursidae. The coding region runs from base 244 to 1590 and encodes 448 amino acids. The transcript has 12 exons.